UUGCCCUUGUCCCCACCCUGCUCUGUCAUUCCCCAACCAUCAAGUUGAGGGUCAGUCACCAUUUCUCAUUAUUUUUGUGCUGUGGUUUUCUUAAGAUAAAGAAAAAACAAAAGAUAAAAUGAGCAGAUCCUAUCUUCAAAGAAAAAUGAGAAACAUCAUGUUUCUUUGAGAAGGAGAAAAUAUUUCCCCAUGGUUAACCUGGCCUGCCUCAGUGUUUGCAUUACCUCCCAGCCCCUGUGCAAAUGGGCCCUCUUUUAAAUCUGACCUCAUACUUCACAACUAACUAUGGAAACAAAAACCAAACAAAAACCAAUACAAACCAGAGUCACCAGAUUCAGCAAGAAUACUCAAGCAUAACUGGAGGAGAGAUUGCCAUGUACUACCAGAUGACAGACUGCAGUGUCUACUGACUAUGAGUUCAGGGGUGAUUUCAUAAUAGGGUUUCCAUACAGUCUAGAAGGUAUGGCAGACAUUUGUCACACCUAUGGCACAAAUAUGUGGACAUAGGAAAAAGAGGUGUUCUGAAAGAGAAACACGUAUGGCAAUGAGCAAUGGCCUUGUGCAUGAGAAGGCCUCCCUGGCAUCUGUUGGGGGGUAGAACUUAACUAAGGGAGGGGCUGGGGCAGUUGAAGAGGUUCCAGGUAAGGAGCAAGUGAGUGGGAUGGAGACAGUGAGAGAGUAGAAUAAGAAAAGGAAGGGAAGGAGGCCAAAGCCUGGAUUUGCAGGAAGUGGCAGCCUACUUUAUAUGAUUUUAUUUUCUUUAUCCUUUGAUCAGUGGGAAACCAUUAAAGGAUUUUAAGCAGAGGGCUUGUAUGAUCAGCUUUUCUUUUUGGAAAGAUUCCCUCUGGCUGGGGUUUGAAGAAGAAAUUGGAAGACGGCAGGGAGGACGCAGCCCUCUACCCCCAUGUCGCCACCUCGGAAGGACUGACCAAAUCCAGCAGCCUGUGCCACUUCCCACCCACCAUGGGACCCGAGGGAAGCUUGCUGAGUGGGGGACAAAUGCAAAUCACCCUGUGGGGAAGCCUGGCAGCUGUGGCCACCUUCUUCCUCAUUACCUUCCUCAUCUUUCUGUGCUCCAGUUGUGACAGAGAAAAGAAGCCGAGACAGCACAGUGGAGACCAUGAGAACCUGAUGAACGUGCCUUCCGACAAGGAGAUGUUCAGCCGUUCAGUUACCAGCCUGGCCACAGACGCGCCUGCCAGCAGCGAACAGAACGGGGCACUCACCAACGGUGACAUUCUUUCAGAAGACAGCACCAUGACCUGCACGCAGCAUUACGAGGAAGUCCAGACCUCAGCUUCAGAUCUGCUGGACUCCCAGGACAGCACAGGGAAGCCAAAAUGUCAUCAGAGCCGAGAGUUGCCCAGAAUUCCUCCCGAGAGUGAAGUGGACACGAUGCUCAAUGGAGAAGGCGCAGACGGGGACCAGGGUCUGGGGAUGGAGGGGCCGUAUGAAGUGCUCAAGGACAGUGCCUCACAAGAAAAUAUGGUGGAGGACUGCUUGUAUGAAACUGUGAAAGAAAUUAAGGAGGUGACGGCCACCGCCCACUCAGCUCGAGGCCACGGCAGCAGGUCGAAGUCAACUUCCACUGUGAAAGAGCUUCCGGGACCCCAGGCCAGUGGCAAAACAGACUUUGCCGAAUAUGCCUCUGUGGACAGAAACAAAAAGUGUCGACAAAGUGCUAAUGCAGAGAGUAUUCUUGGAAAUGCAUGUGAUCCAGAAGAGGAGGCGCCACCCCCUGUCCCCAUUAAACUUCUGGAUAAAAAUGAAAACCUUCAGGAGCAGGCAGAGAGUAAAGCAGGAGAAGGAGCCGCCGAGGGGACGAGUGAAACCAACAAGAGAUUUAGUUCGUUGUCAUACAAGUCCCGGGAAGAAGACCCAACUCUCACAGAAGAAGAGAUCUCGGCAAUGUAUUCAUCAGUACAUAAAAAAGGACAGCCAGGGAACAAAUCAGGACAGUCACUUAAAGCACCAGAGUCCACCUAUACCUCCAUCCAAGGAGCCACUCCGAGGUCGCCCUCUUCCUGUAACGAUCUCUAUGCUACUCUUAAAGACUUCGAGAAAAUUCCCAACAGCGUCAGCACUCUUCCAGCAGCAGGGAGGCCCAGCGGGGAGGAGCCGGAGCCAGAUUACGAAGCAAUACAGACUCUAAACAGAGAGGAAGAGAAGGCUGCCGCGGAGACCAACAGCCACCACGGCCUUUUCCCAAAGGAGAAUGACUACGAAAGCAUCGGGGACCUGCAGCAAGGCCGAGACAUCACCAGGCUCUAGCAGCCCGGGAGACAGCCCAGCUAGCGUAGGACCAGCCGGCAGGGCCGGCGCUGCUGCAGAACACGAGAAGCGGUGCCGACCACACUUCGUAUGCUGCUUCCGGAAACGGAAGAUGACUGGAGAUGCCGAAACUGCUUCUCAGGUUGGGGAACAGUGAGGUACACACCCUACUGCCGGCGCACUGGCACACCCAAGCACACCUCCCUCAUACACCCACACCCUCUGGAAGGAGCCCAGCUCUCAGGGGUCUCGCCCUCUUUGUGCAGAAAGCCACACAGUAAGGAAGAACAGCAUUCAUCAAAAACCACAGCUCACCUGCCUGAAACACUGCCUCUCACGGGAGCCGGGUUUCUCUCCCUCUCUCCCCUUUCCGCUGCCUGCUACUAAUGGUAAAAUGAAUGGCUUUUUUCCCCGUGCAAUCUUCCGAUUUAUAAUGGUUCAUUCCAGGGAUAUUGUCCCACCAGCCUGGCCUUUGCCUUCAACGUGGGUGUUUCUGGAUGGUAAGAAACUGUGGUUGCUGCUUCCCUACCGCUCCCCGGUCCCCUGCAAGCAGCUGCCCCUGGGAACCGGGCCCGGCCGGUGGAUGGCACUGGAGAUGCCCCUUGAGCUUCUUAGCCCUUCAUUCCUCCUGAUUCGGGCAAGUCCAUGUCAGCAGCCUCUCCCAAAGUACUUGAAGUCCUUGUUAGAUGCUUUAUUUUAUUUUUAUAGUCAAAAUGGUUUUUUCCCCAGUAUUUGAAACUCUUCAGAGCCUUUUCAGUAUUUUCAAUGAAUAUCGUGGUACUUCCAUACUUCUUUUAGCGCAGAGCUCAUUCCUCCAAAACAGAGAGCCUUAAUCUCUACGUUGGGACACAGACCACAUGUUUGGAUGGCAGCCACGGCUUCCAUUUCCCAAGGGCUGUGCACUU
Molecule: messenger RNA, 3176 nt
Organism: Kogia breviceps (pygmy sperm whale)
Lineage: Eukaryota; Metazoa; Chordata; Mammalia; Artiodactyla; Physeteridae
Source: RefSeq, a predicted model, not a curated record